Messenger RNA from Xylaria bambusicola, 3934 nucleotides. Its product is annotated as putative importin 11. NCBI's taxonomy places the organism in Eukaryota, Fungi, Ascomycota, Sordariomycetes, Xylariales, Xylariaceae. Gene Ontology annotation, cellular component: nuclear envelope; cytosol. Gene Ontology annotation, molecular function: small GTPase binding. The record is from RefSeq and is a predicted model, not a curated record. Gene Ontology annotation, biological process: protein import into nucleus. The coding region runs from base 143 to 3256 and encodes 1037 amino acids. The transcript has 2 exons.
CCCCGCCAUCGACGUCUUGCUCAAAAGUAUCACAGAGGACAAAUGCGACCAUGCACCAACCAUCACCAUCUCUCCCUCUUCCUCUUCUCCCUCCGUCCUCCCUCUUCGAAACGCCAUCGGUAUAGGAUCGUUGUAUCGCAGCAUGAACUUCGCUAUCGAAGUACCUGGGGCGGCAACCCCCCUCAGCUAUGUCGAGUUGUGCCGUGCUCUCAUGUCGGCCAGUUCGUCUCGGGAUCACCACCAACGACAAGCCGCCGGUGAACAGCUGGCAUCCUGGCAGCAUCAUGCUGACUUCUACUCUACUUUGCAGAAAGUGUUUCUUGACAAGACCUUGCCGCGAGAGAUGCGCUUCCUGGCUAUUAUCCAGCUGAAGAAUGGUAUUGAUAAAUACUGGCGCUCCCAUUCUGUUGCCAACAAGAAUGCUAUACCACCUGCCGAAAAAGCCAAUAUUCGGUCUAAUCUGUUCCGCGGUACCCUAGGGGAACACGAUCCGCAACUUGCCUUACAUAAUGCCUUAGUUGUGGCCAAGAUUGUUAGGGUCGAUUUUCCUAACGAAUGGCCGAAUGCUCUACAAUACACAAUCAGUGAGCUUAAGGGAUCAAGUAAUACCGACCAGUCCCUUGCAGGUGUUCUUUUAAUCUUACUUCACAUUGUGAAGGAGUUAGGAUCUGCACGCUUGAUGCCAUCCCAGAAAGCCUUACAGGCCGUUACCCCUGAGUUAGUUCAGGUUUUAGCAGAGAUCUAUGAUGCUAAGACAAGGUUAUGGCUGGAUUUUGGUACCAAUGGUCAAGGAAAUGAGACACACGCUGUGGCUGCCAUGGAGAAUAGCUUAAUGGCUUUUAAGAUUCUGCGCCGUCUUCUGAUCGGAGGGUAUCAAGCUCCCCAUAAAGAUGAAGCCGUCCGGCAAAUUUGGACUUUUUCCCAGUCACAAUUUAGACAACUGCUCGGCCUCAUGAAUGAGAGAUACCCGGCUAUCGCGAAGCAUGUUCUACAGUUCACGAAGCUACACAUUGAAAUGGCAUCUUCCCAUCCAGCGAGUUUCGCUGCUUUGCCCGGAUCUUCCGAGCUCGUUCGUGCGUACUGGAAUCUCGUCGCUGAAUUUUCGUUGGUUUUUGGUCAAUCAGAGGGAAUUCGCCACAGCGGCUCCUCAAACGACACCCAGCCGGGGGCUGCGGGGCCUUUGAUGGAAAGGCUUGCUUUGAAAGGCCUGCUUCUCAUGAGGACCUGCAUCAAACUGACGCACAGACCUGUUCAAUCUAUUAAGUAUCGCUCAAAAGAGGAUAAUCAAGAGCAGCAGGAAGAUAUAAAAGCUAUGAAAUCCCAACUCUUCUCAGACGAUUUUGUUCAACAAGCGGCGCAUACAAUCAUCACUCACCUCUUAGUGUUCAGAAAAGCGGACAUGGAGGCUUGGGAAGACGAUCCACAGGAAUGGGAAUUGCGAGAAGAAAACCAAGGCAAUGCUUAUGAGUUCGAAGUACGACCUUGCGCUGAGAGGCUCUUACUCGACCUUUUCAUACACUAUAAAUACCUCUUACUCGAACCCUUACUAGUCUACUUCAACACAGUCCGAGAUCCACAAGCUAGUAUUACCACUAAAGAGGCCGUCUAUACAACCAUGGGUCUGACAGCUGCCUUGGUGGAAAACCAUUUAGAUUUUGAUGAUUUAUUGAAAUCGGUAAUCGCUACUGAUGCAGCCCAGGCGGUUCCUAUGUGCCAGAUUCUACGGCGGCGUAUCGCCAUUCUUUUGAGCCAGUGGGUACCAAUCAAGAUAUCGAAAGAAACACGACCACUAGUUUACGAGAUUUUCAAGCAUUUCCUUAACUCUCAAGAUCCUCAUAACGACAUUGUUGUUCGGAUCACGGCUGCAAGACAGCUCAAACAGGUUGUAGAUGAGUUUGAAUUUGACCAGGAACACUUCUCUAUCCAUGCACCGGAUAUUGUUAAAGAGCUCAUUAACUUGGUGCAGGCAAUGGAGUCUGAGGAGACGAAGCUGGCUGUUGUUGUUACCCUGCGGAGUCUUAUCUCACGGAUGGACACGGCCAUCGUCCCAUUCAGCGACCUUAUCAUGAAUGUACUACCCGAUAUCUGGAGCUCAGCAGGUAACCUUGGUUUCAUGUUGAAGCAAGCAGUUUUGGCGAUAUUGCAAACCCUCGUCUCCUCCAUGAGAAGUGACUUCCAACGAUACCAGCAUCUAGUGUUGCCGCUAAUCGCGGAGACUACUCAAGAGGGGAGCGACAGUGCUCUUCACCUUCUUGACGAUGCGUUGGAAUUUUGGAACGUUCUUUUACAGAAUAGCCCACCGCCUUUGUCUCCGGGUAUUCUUAGUCUUGCUAGCGUGGUAAUCGAACAGCUAGCAAGCCAAAAUAACCAUGCUGAAGUCUGUAUCAACAUUGUUGGUUGCUACAUAGCCUUAGCCCCCCAGUCUCUUCUAGAGGACCACUAUCGCCAACCACUUCUCAAGUCACUUCUAGCGUCCCUAGAAAUGAAGAGUCACAACCAGGUGUCCUUGACAACCGAGUGCAUUGAAAUGACAUUGCGACUUUCUCAUCAACUUGGUGGGGAUCAAGGAUUUCACCUAUUGAUGAGAGAUAUGGUGGAUAUUGGAUUCUUGAAACACUUGCUCGAAGGAAUCCGGGACGCAUAUGAGGCUCAUCAAACUUCUGGACCUAAGAAGAAACAGAGCCGCCUGGACCCUUAUACCCUGACAAGCUACCUGACCAUCCUCUCGCGAAUCGCCGUUGUAGACCCAUCUACGUUCGUUUCGAUGCUUAGUACAUUAGGUCCAAUCGAGAGUGUUUGGGACUGGCUCAGCAUCGAGUGGUUCUCGUGCUUCGAUUAUAUGGCAGAACCCGACCGCCUCAAACUAAACCUUCUUGGUCUCACACGUCUGCUCGAGCUUCCUCAACCUAUGGGUGGUCUCGUUCUGGGGAAGCUUCAAGACUAUCUCUCUAUGUGGGCCAGUGUUAUCUGUCAGAUUUGGGACGAUGAUAACCCCGGUCACGACGCACUAUAUAGCACUGAAAAGAUACCUUCUACUGAGUGGGACACCCAAAAGGACUAUGCGAAGCGCGAACUAUAUUAUACAGACCCGGUUCGAACUGUAGUCUCCUAUGUAUUCGUCAAGGAGAGGCUGCAAGGCCUUGCACAAGUUGUUGGCGAGCAGACAUUUCAAGAAUGGCUGGCCAAUGUGGACAAGGACGUUCUUACCAGCUUCCAGGACUUGGAACACAGGUCGCCUGCCUCGCUUGGAUCGUAGUGUUUAAGAAGCAAGGACAGGCGAGGCCGAAGACCCAAAACUUCAAGUAUUAGGCAAAGCAGUAAAUCAUUAAUGCCACUGCUUAAAGAUCUUGGAUAUUAAGGCUACUCGGACAAGGCGCUAUGAUGGACGGCAGAAACUAGAUGAAGUACGCAGAGCCGGUAUAGAGCGCUUGGCUUGAGCGAGAAUUAGAAACAUGGAUAAAGCUAGUGAGUUUGAAACGAUGGAUGCAUGUGGCAUAUGGCACAUAGGUGCUAAAUAUAACAUGUAUAGACAGUCCGGCGGCGUCUCGCCUGGCAGGUUCAUUUUCGCAUGCGGAGGAGUUAGGUGUUUAGCAUGGUCUGCUGAAAUGAGAGCUACAUACCCCCAUCCGCGUAUUUGAUAGGUAGGAAACCACAGGGAAGAGUUCAUCAUAUUAUCAAUCCCGAAUAAAAUAUUUUUACCCUUCUCUGUAGCCCGAAUCAAAUAAUCCGAUUAAUUUCUUGCCCACCUAGGCUUGAGAGCUCGUAUUAUCGUGUGAUUGUGAUUGAGCUUGUUACUUGUCUUAACCCCUUUCACUUUGAACUUACCUAACUGCCGACCUAAGAUGUAGAUGACGUAUUAGGGGCUGCGUUCUUUAGAGCAGAUGCGGUUUUCAGAGGCGGUGGCGGGGAUAAGACGGGGAAAGAAUGAUAUGAG